Messenger RNA from Drosophila mojavensis, 729 nucleotides. RefSeq lists its product as uncharacterized. NCBI's taxonomy places the organism in Eukaryota, Metazoa, Arthropoda, Insecta, Diptera, Drosophilidae. The record is from RefSeq and is a predicted model, not a curated record. Bases 77 to 625 code for a protein of 182 amino acids. The transcript has 3 exons.
UUCUACGAUAUUUCGAACAGAGUACAAAUUAUAUUGUGCUUAGGAAUUUCGUCAAGCCAAUUCGAUAUCGAUUUCAAUGUCUAUUCCAAAUUUAAUGCAGGGCCGGCAAUGGCGUCAGGAACUGAAUGCCGUUCACUAUGCCAUGCUCCGUGUGACGACGUGCUGUUACUUUUUCAGCCUGAAAUUGGGCUGCAAGCUUAUUGUGGUAUUCGAAAAUAUUCUGGGUCUAUGGCAGAUGUACCAGGGCUGCAGCGAACUAUAUGGCAGGGAUGACAAAUCGCCACCCCGAUGGACGCAUAGCAAACCGAUCGAACAGAAUGCCGAGCUCAAUAUAUUGUUUGGCCUCAUUGCGUUCUUCUGUUCCCAUCUGCUGUUGAUCGGCGUUGUCUUUCAACGCAAGAUAUGUGUCUUGAUUUGGAUUUCUGUGAUGGCAGUGUGCAUUGUGGCGUUCCUGCUCUACACGCAGGUCUUUGGGUGUAGAUCCGAUACUAUGCUAUGGGAUACAUUCAUAUCGGCUCUUCAAGGAUACUUUUUGGGGAUUGGCUUAGUCUACUAUAUGCACAUGGGACGCAGAGAAGAGACUGACGAGGAUCUCGAAGUACUCUUUACGAUUAGCGAAGUCUAGGAUCUCGGUUCGUCUCAAGUCUGCGAGGUAAACAUAUGUGGCAUUCGACAUUUGAUUUGAUUUAAUGGUAUAGAAAUAAAAGAUUCAUUGAUGCAGUUUCUCAA